AUGGAAGAUGGGAGAGACCAAAGAGAUGCGCUAACACUUGUGGCAAGAAAGCCCAGUUUCUCGCUGCCCACCGCUUGCCCCAACUGUCUCCCAGCUUACAUUUAUCUUAAAUUUGCCAACAUCCCCUUCUCUUUGGAAUUCAAUCUCAUUCAUCCCGAUUCUGAUCUGAUACCCUUUGUUGAGUCUGGUGAUUAUGUUGCUUAUAACAAUGAGAAUGGCGGAGUCCUUCAGAAAUUAAAGGAAGAUGGCAUUGUUGACUUGGACGCUGAGGUCACUGGUGUACCUGAAUGGGUUUCAUUCAAGGCGAUGGUUGAGUCAUGGCUUGCUGAUGCAGUCUUGUAUGAACUAUGGGUGGGUUCUGAUGGCAAGUCAGCACACAAGAUUUAUUACUCUGAUCUCCCUUGGCCCAUAGGAAAGAUUUUGUAUUAUAAGCAAGUCUAUGCGGUGAAACAACUACUUGGGAUAACAUCAGAGAAUGCAGAAAGAAGGGAAGAAGAGAUAUAUAGAAGAGUAAGUGUGGCAUAUAGUGCUCUGUCAGCUAAGUUGGGGGAACAGACAUUUUUCUUUGAAGACAGGCCAACAAGUUUGGAUGCAGUUUUUCUUGGUCAUUCUCUGUUUACGCUUCUUGCUUUGCCUGAAACAUCUGUUCUAAGAAGCAAGCUCUUGGCUCAUGCUAAUCUUGUGAAGUAUGCUGAUAAUCUUAAACUGGAGUAUAUAGAUGCCAGUUCGUCAUCUUCAUCAGUUCCUCAAUCAGAUCCCUCGUCAUCAGCUCCUAAAAGAGGCCCUUCACAUUGGAGUUCAAAGCCAAAGAACAAACCUACUAGGGAGAAGACAGAGGAAGAGAAGAAGUUCAAGAGGCGCGCUAAAUACUUUCUAGCUACACAGCUUGUUGCUGUUUUGAUUUUCCUUUCCAUUCUUGGUGGUUCUAAUGAUGCUGAAGUGGAGCUUGGUGAUGAUGACGGCUUCGACUAUGAGUAGAGAUUACCCUAAUGAUUCAUUUUUUUCGUGUUUUUCUAGUCCGACUUGGACAUGCUAGGGGUUUGAGAAAAUCUGCAAGUCAUUGCGUUUCUAUUUUCUGACACAGUCUGCUAAGGAGUUUUGGACUGAGGUUGAAUUCUCUCUUGUACUAAGCUGUUGAAGCUGAGAAUAAAGCAUAAAUGCAGUUUUGCCCAUUGA
Molecule: messenger RNA, 1176 nt
Organism: Salvia hispanica
Lineage: Eukaryota; Viridiplantae; Streptophyta; Magnoliopsida; Lamiales; Lamiaceae
Product: metaxin-like protein
Cellular component (GO): mitochondrial outer membrane; cytoplasm
Source: RefSeq, a predicted model, not a curated record